UGAUGUAUCGCCCAAAAAGAAAUGCGCGAUCCCACAUAAUCAGAUCGGGCUGUCCACUGUUAAGCAAAAUUCGGUGUUAGAAGGCUACGAAAAUGUUCGCUGUUAAUUUUGUGACCGUCUGCGGACUGUGCCUAUUCCUUCAGGUGGUAUCAGGGAAAUCCUUAGAUCUGCUAUAUGACUAUCAGGAAAUAGAAGAUUCAUUCCCAAGAUCAGAAACAAAUACAGAAAUCAAGAAUCUAGAAUUCGAUCGAAUAUCUGAUGAAGCCAUAGCGGAAAUAUGCAAAAAUUUGAAAGUGACGAUACACGUGAAGCAACCUGAUUUUUACGUUAACUGCAUGGAGCCAAUUUCUGACAUGAGCCAUAGUGUGCACCUGGUGAAAAGGGAUGCAGACGCAUUAGAAGGUUCUGGUGACCCAGAUGAACCCGCUACAACUACACCAUCUGAUGUAGGAGACGAAGGAGAAAAAUUAGACGGCACAGAGUAUAAGACUGAAAAUGCUUCAGAAGCGAACAUGGAAGUACCACCAGAAAUUAAAUCAUCGGAGGUACCAACAGAAACUUCAUCGGCAAAUAUUCCAAGUGCUCCUACAGAAAACCCCGGAUCAUUCCAAGGUGGAUUCGACAAAAUACUAAAGAAUAUUCCUCGGCAGGAAAACAACACUUCGGAAGAUGCCAAAAGUUCUGCGGCAAUCUUAAAUAGCUCUCCUGCCAAAGAUCAAGUAAAUCUCAAUGGGGAGGAAGCGCAAACCGGGGAAUCCCAGGAAAAACCUUCGGCAGCAUCGCCCAACAACAUGCUCCUAAUCGUUAUAGGCGCAUUAGGGGUGAUAGGGGCCUUGGCUUUCGUCUACAAUUUCGUCAAAAGCAGGAGGGAAAGCAAAGAAAUCGACGAGGUAGUCCGGUUGGAAACUGAGGGAAAAGAGCUGAAGGAAAUGAAGCCUCUGAUGAGGAGUCCACUGGCUCAGAACGGCUCCAAGUCGUUGGAGUACAUCGAUGCAGAUCCGCAAAUCCAGGUGUCCACUGCGGUUAGGGUGGAAGACGGACAUAAUUCGAAAUAAAACUUAUUGAAUAACGUUUCCUUUUAGUCUGUAAGGAAGCCGCUUCGAAAUGAAUCGGUGUAAGUUAAUUUCUGAUUAAGAUCGAGUAAUCUGUAGGUUAAUUGAGUUUUGUACAAUAAAAUUUAUUAAAUUUGUAGUUUUUA
Coccinella septempunctata (seven-spotted ladybird) is the source of this 1198-nucleotide messenger RNA. RefSeq lists its product as uncharacterized. The coding region runs from base 93 to 1055 and encodes 320 amino acids. NCBI's taxonomy places the organism in Eukaryota, Metazoa, Arthropoda, Insecta, Coleoptera, Coccinellidae. The record is from RefSeq and is a predicted model, not a curated record. The transcript is spliced from 6 exons.